AUGAUGUGGCGUGGAGUGUCUACAGCAGUUCUGGAUGUUUCGUACUCCGCCCUCACCAUUCUCUGUUAUUCAUUUCCUUUUAUUAUAUUUCUUGUUGUUGGUAAUGUUGUGGCCUGUGUUCUUGCCCACUGGUUGGUGCAGUGGAAUACUCUCUCUCUCUCUCUUUCUCUCUUUCCCUUUUUUUCUCUGCUUAGUUGCUUUCUCUGUAAGGUUCCCUUGGUGUAUGCUGUUACUGAUGACACUCCAUCGCUGUAUCCUAACAAAACGCCUGAUCCCAUUGAUGUUGCACUCUGUGCGUUUCUGACACAACCCCCUCCCACCGCCUGUGCCCGUGCAGUGGGGCUGAUGCGGCCCCGCCACGUGUUCAUUGUGCGUAUCCACAGUCUGCUUGACAGUGGCUCUCUGUUACUUUCAUAUGUCUCUCUCUCCCUCUUUUUCUUUUUCUAUGGUCGGGUUAUGGUAUCCCAUUUCCUCCUUAUUUUUCCUUCUAUGCUUGAUAAUCCUGCAUUUGAUUUUCUGUUGCCAAUAUUUCUUUUUCUUCUCUUCUGCUUACAGACACACAAAUACACAAACUCUUCAAGAUUACACGUGAAGGAAUGCGGCGUCUCUUCUUGUUUGCUUCGUUGCUCCUUCUGUACUGCACCCUUGUCACUCUUGCUGUGA
Molecule: messenger RNA, 663 nt
Organism: Trypanosoma theileri
Lineage: Eukaryota; Euglenozoa; Kinetoplastea; Trypanosomatida; Trypanosomatidae
Exons: 1
Coding region: 1-663 (220 amino acids)
Source: RefSeq, a predicted model, not a curated record